Messenger RNA from Tarenaya hassleriana, 1568 nucleotides. Its product is annotated as polypyrimidine tract-binding protein homolog 1. The record is from RefSeq and is a predicted model, not a curated record. The transcript has 10 exons. The coding region runs from base 109 to 1395 and encodes 428 amino acids. NCBI's taxonomy places the organism in Eukaryota, Viridiplantae, Streptophyta, Magnoliopsida, Brassicales, Cleomaceae. Gene Ontology annotation, molecular function: mRNA binding. Gene Ontology annotation, biological process: regulation of RNA splicing. Gene Ontology annotation, cellular component: nucleus.
GAAUCUACGCAGCUUCGUGGUCAUCUCAUCCCUCCACUGCUUUGCUUUGUGAUCAAAUACCUAAACUCGGACUCGAAUCCAAAGAAGUUGGCGAAGCUCUUGCUGUAGAUGUCGACGUCGAGCCAACCACAGUUCCGAUACACGCAGACGCCGUCGAAGGUGCUUCACCUGCGGAAUCUGCCAUGGGAGUGCACGGAAGAGGAACUCAUCCAGCUCUGCGACCCCUUCGGCAAAAUCGUGAACACCAAGUGCAAUGUCGGCGCCAAUCGAAACCAGGCCUUUGUCGAAUUUGCAGAUUUGAAUCAAGCUAUAUCUAUGGUUUCUUACUAUGCUUCCUCGUCAGAGCCUGCACAAAUUCGAGGGAAAAUCGUCUAUAUUCAGUAUUCAAACAGGCAUGAAAUAGUAAACAACAAGAGUCCUGGGGAUGCCCCUGGAAAUGUACUCUUGGUUACCAUUGAGGGAGUGGAAGCUGGUGAUGUGAGCAUUGAUGUAAUUCACUUGGUGUUUUCUGCUUUUGGUUUUGUGCACAAAAUUGCGACAUUCGAAAAAGCUGCCGGUUUCCAGGCAUUAAUUCAGUUUAGUGAUCCGGAGACUGCAUCAGCAGCACGGAACGCAUUGGAUGGGAGAAGCAUCCCCAGGUACUUACUUCCGGAACACUUUGGUUCUUGUCAUUUGCGUAUAUCUUACUCAGCUCAUACUGAUCUAAACAUCAAAUUUCAGUCCCACCGUAGCAGAGAUUACACAAAUCCAUACCUUCCGGUGAAUCCUACUGCAAUGGAUGGGGCUAUGCAGACUGCAGUUGGUCCUGAUGGAAAGAAGGUAGAAUUUCAGAGUAACGUCCUUCUCGCUUUGAUUGAGAAUAUGCAGUAUGCUGUCACUGUGGAUGUUCUUCACACGGUGUUCUCUGCAUACGGAUCCGUCCAGAAGAUUGCUAUAUUUGAGAAGAAUGGUGCUACACAGGCAUUAAUUCAAUAUCCUGAUAUACCCACGGCAGCAGUUGCUAAAGAGGCUCUGGAGGGACACUGCAUAUAUGAUGGUGGCUAUUGUAAGCUUCGUCUAUCAUACUCUCGUCAUACUGAUCUCAAUGUAAAGGCUUUUAGCGACAAAAGCAGAGACUACACACUCCCCGAUCUGAGUCUGCUCGUAACCCAGAAAGUCCCGGCUCUCUCAGCAGCUGCCCAGACAACUUGGCAAGAGCCGCUGGUCCAACCGCUGAACUCGGGAGCCGGGACUGCAUAUACAUCAAUGCCCGGUAUUUAUCCCAGCCAAAUGGACCCAACAUCUUUGCCUGUUUAUGCAACAUCAGCUGUUCCUGCAUAUGCUACGGCCUCAUCCCCUUCUGGUUCUGCACGGGCGCCUCAACAGGUGCAGAACCACCCUCCUUAUUACGGUUGAGUACAUUGGUGUUUCUGUUUUUUUUCCUUCUUACUUUGGAACUCGCAAAGUGACUGGCUUAGCCAUGUUUGCUCACAAUGCCCUGAAAACUUGGUAUCUUCAGGUGUCUGAUUUCACCACCGGUCAUGUAAUGUGUGACCGUCCUUUGGCUAUUCGCGUCUUAGUUCUUCGAU